This is a messenger RNA of Ziziphus jujuba (common jujube), 2938 nucleotides long. Its product is annotated as exocyst complex component EXO84B. Gene Ontology annotation, cellular component: exocyst. The record is from RefSeq and is a predicted model, not a curated record. Lineage: Eukaryota; Viridiplantae; Streptophyta; Magnoliopsida; Rosales; Rhamnaceae. The transcript has 7 exons. Gene Ontology annotation, biological process: exocytosis; intracellular protein localization; Golgi to plasma membrane transport. The coding region runs from base 349 to 2625 and encodes 758 amino acids.
AAAAUAAAAUACAAAAAUACAAAAAAAGAAAUCGGGUCGUGCUGGCUCUGUCCUUCUCUCUCUCUCUCUCUCUCUCUCCCAAAGUCUUAGCUCAGCUUCGAUGGCCUAAUUUCCUACUAGCCCUAUUAUCGUGGAAAUUAUUGAAUUCAAAUUUUUCUUUUUUCCCUUUUCUGUAUUUUUUUUUUUUGAAUUCGGUCGGUGGAUCUAUCUAUCAGUUUUGUUGAUAUUCCAAGCAAAGCAACCUUUUGAGUUUCAGAGCCACCACCUGCUUUUUUUCUGCUUUUUGUUUUUGUUUUUUUUUUUUUUUGUAUUUCUUUUCCGGCGAACUGUCAUCGGAUCCGAUCUGUUAUGGCUUCGGCGAGGUCAAGAACGCCGGUGAAAGAGAAUGGCACGAAGUUCGAGGAGGGUCUCAAUAUUUUCAAGUCUGAUAAAUUCGAUGCUCAGUCUUACGUUCAGUCCCGGUGCUCUCUUAACGAGAAGGAAAUAAAACAGUUAUGUUCUCAUCUGUUGGAUUUGAAGAAAGCCUCUGCUGAGGAGAUGCGUAGAAGCGUUUAUGCUAAUUAUGCAGCCUUCAUACGCACAUCUAAAGAGAUAUCAGAUUUAGAGGGGGAACUUUCUUCCAUCAGAAACCUGCUUUCUACUCAAGCUGCUUUAAUUCAUGGUCUAGCUGAGGGAGUUCACAUUGAUUCUUUAUCUCAAUCUGUUUCUGAAGGUUCAACUGCCUCGUCAACUUCUGAAGAUAAAGAACCUUCUGACUUGGAGAAAUGGUUAGUUGAAUUCCCUGAUCUUGUGGAUGUGUUGUUAGCUGAGAGGAGAGUGGAUGAAGCAUUGGCUGCCCUUGAUGAAGGAGAGCAUGUAGCUUCAGAAGCAAGAGACACAUUGAAUCCAACUCUGCUACUUUCUCUGCAGACAUCUAUUGUUGAACGCAGGCAAAAAUUGGCGGAUCAGCUUGCUGAAGCUGCUUGCCAGCCUUCUACCCGUGGUAGUGAACUUCGUGCAGCUAUCUCAGCUCUUAAAAGGCUUGGGGAUGGACCUCGUGCACAUAGUUUGCUAUUAAAUGCUCAUUUCCAGAGAUAUCAGUACAGUAUGCAAAGCCUCCGUCCUUCAAGCACCUCAUAUGGAGGAGCAUAUACAGCUGCACUCUCACAACUUGUCUUCUCAGCUAUUUCUCAAGCUGCUAGUGAUUCCUUGGCUAUAUUUGGUAAGGAACAGUCUUAUGCUUCUGAGCUCGUAAUGUGGGCCACAAAGCAAACAGAGGCAUUUGCCUUUCUUGUCAAAAGACACGCCUUAGCUUCAUCUGCAGCUGCUGGAGGUUUAAGAGCUGCUGCAGAGUGUGUUCAAAUAGCAUUAGGUCAUUGUUCCUUGUUAGAAGCUCGUGGUUUGGCACUUUGUCCUGUGCUCUUGAAACUCUUUAGGCCUAGUGUUGAACAAGCAUUAGAGGCUAAUUUAAAACGGAUUGAAGAGAGCACUGCUGCAUUAGCUGCGGCUGAUGAUUGGAUACUUACAUACUCCCCUGCAACAACACGUCAAUCUGGCCGACUUUCAACAACAUCUGUUGGUGGUACAACUGCAUUCCAACAUAAACUUACAAGUAGUGCCCACCGAUUCAAUUUGAUGGUCCAGGAUUUUUUCGAGGAUGUAGGACCACUGCUAAGUAUGCAGUUGGGAGGUCAGACAUUGGAAGGUUUAUUUCAAGUGUUUAACUCAUAUGUGAGCAUGCUUAUAAAAGCAUUACCUGGUUCAAUGGAGGAAGAAGCAAAUUUUGAAGGUUCUGGAAAUAAAAUUGUCAGAAUGGCUGAGACAGAAGCUCAGCAGAUUGCAUUGCUGGCAAAUGCUUCAUUGUUAGCCGAUGAAUUACUUCCCCGUGCAGCCAUGAAACUGUCUCCACUGAAUCAUUCCAGUUACAAUGAUGAUCUUCGUAGAAAACCCGAGAGGCAAAACCGUCAUCCUGAACAAAGAGAAUGGAAGAGGCGGCUAGUGAGUUCUGUAGAUAGAUUGAAAGAUACUUUUUGUCGUCAGCAUGCUCUAGAUCUCAUAUUUACAGAGGAAGGUGAUAGCCACCUUACUGCAGAUAUGUACAUAAACAUGGAUGGAAACGCCGACGAGCUCGAUUGGUCCCCAUCGCUUAUAUUUCAGGAACUUUUCAUAAAACUGAACAGAAUGGCUACCCUAGCAGCAGAUAUGUUUGUAGGCAGGGAAAGAUUUGCUACAUUGCUGUUGAUGAGACUAACCGAAACAGUCAUCCUGUGGCUAUCGGAUGACCAAAGCUUUUGGGAUGAUAUUGAGGAGGGACCAAGGCCUUUAGGUCCUCUUGGCUUACAACAGUUUUAUUUGGAUAUGAAGUUUGUCAUAUGCUUUGCUUCUCAAGGCCGUUAUUUAUCUCGUAUCUUGCAUCGAGUUGUUAAUGAGAUCAUAUCAAAAGCCAUGGCAGCAUUUGCCACUACGGGGAUGGAUCCCAAUAGUGUGCUUCCGGAAGAUGACUGGUUUAACGAGGUGUGCCAAGAAGCAAUGGAGAGACUGAGUGGAAAACCAAAAGGCAUUAAUGGAGAGCGGGAUCUUAGCAGCCCAACUGCCUCUGUUUCGGCACAAUCUAUCUCAUCUAUUAGAUCCCAUGGGAGUUCAUAAGGCAUUGUAGCUUCUUCCUUGUAAAUUAAAUGGAAAAAAGAAAUCACCAUGGACUUGCUGGCAGAUCAUUGUAUUCAUAGUAAUGUUCCCCACUCUUAACCUCUACCUUUUUUUUUUUUUUCUUUUUUUUUUUUUCUUUUUUUUUUUUCAUAUUCCUCUUUUUCUUUCUUCUUUCCCCCUCCUGAGGUGUUUUUGAACAACGUUGAAUUGCAGUGUUGAGGUUAGGAAUUCUUUUUAUGUGAGCGAGCGAUUGAGUUUGUAUAUGUUGACCGCAUUAUUUGAUCCUGAAUCGAAGUUUGUAUAAUUCUUUCAA